Candidula unifasciata is the source of this 1850-nucleotide messenger RNA. The record is from the annotation of a GenBank genome assembly. Lineage: Eukaryota; Metazoa; Mollusca; Gastropoda; Stylommatophora; Geomitridae.
AUGUCUGAAAAGAUGUCGAUAGAGACCGUUUAUGGCACCACGAAUGAGGAGAGCCAUGUUAUGUCGGAGAAGGUGCAGACUUUGGCUGGAACUGUGUAUAAGGAAUUCGAGAAAGUCAUCAAGCGGUACGAUGAGGAUGUGGUUAAGGAUUUGAUGCCGCUAGUUGUGGGUAUAUUAGAGACUUUAGAUGCGGCCUUCACGGAGAAGCAAGAGUUGGAUGUGGAAAUAGAAUUGUUGCGGGAGGAUAAUGAGCAGCUGUUGACCCAAUAUGAGCGAGAGAAACAGCUCCGGAAGAGUGCAGAACAGAAAUUUCUGGAAAUGGAAGACAAUAUUGAAGGUGUAAGGAAGGAACUAGAAGACAAAGUGGAGACACUGGAAUCUAUUCUACGAAUGUCAGAAAUUAAAUCAAAAAAUGCAGCAGAUCAUGUGAGCCGUCUAGAAGAAAAAGAACAAGAAGGCAAGAAUGAAUACAACAAGCUGCACGAAAGGUACACAGAGCUGUUCAGAACACACAUGGACUACAUGGAACGGACGAAAAUUCUCAUGGGAACAGACAAGUUGUCCGACCUCACUGGCAUGAGUCCUAGAAUCACGAAAGGGGGAUUCAGCCUGCCUGGUUUACGACCAGUUAGUGUAGCCUAUGGUGGUGUGAUGGAGUUCCAAAGACAUGAGAGUAGCCCAAUGAGCUUUGAUACGGGUACACCACAGAGCAGCCACAGUGUCAGCCUGAAAAGUGAGCUGGAGGCCCAGACACCCAAGAAGGCAGAGCUCAACGAUGAGAAGGAGCAACUCAAUGACAGUGUAAAUAUGUCUGAAAAGGCAACAGCUACAAAGCAGCCCAAAGCCUUACCAACCCCCACCCUGACACCCCUUUCAGAAAGUAAACCUUCAAAGGCAAAGAGUAAAGACACACGAGUGCCAAGUGAAUCCACAGUAGGCGGUAAUAGUUCUAGUCAAAAAGUAGAGACGGCAGGAUCUGCGGUGGAAGAUUCCAAUUUAGCUGCAUCCCCUGCUGUGGUUCUGAGGAAGAAGAGAGAAAAUUCAGAAGAGGAUUAUACAUUUGACAGCAAUUUGAGUUUUGAGGAUUACAGUUUAUCAGGACUAAACCAAACUUUGGCUGCAAUUAUAGCAACAACACCAGAGCUGGAAGAAUCUCAUGACUUGCUUGGCUCACCUGGCAGUUUAUGCAAGCGGAAGUCUGUACGCAAUGAUAAUUCUAUAUUUGAUGAACUACAUACAGAUAUUGCUGAGGUAGAUUUUGGUGCUGACAUUACAGGACGGGCAGUAAACCCAGGAGACUAUGCCUCUACAGAUAGUGACAAGGAAGAGGAAGAUGAAGCAGAGGAGAACAAGGACAAUGAUAGGGAUUCUGUUGGGGAUAAUUUCUUCGGAAUGGGCAAGGAACUUGAUAAUCUCAUCAUGGAAAACACAGAGCUGUUGGCCACUAAAAAUGCCCUCAACAUUGUUAAGGAUGAUCUUAUAGCCAAAGUUGAUGAGCUUUCCAGUGAACAAGAGAUCUUGCGCGAAGAGAUUGCCAGCCUUCAAGCGGUUCGAACCAAACUUCAGCAGCGACUUGCUGCCAUGGAGGAAGAGCUGAAGAGGGUGAAGGAGGAGAAUGAGAAGAGGGACAAGGAGCAGACAGAGAAAGGAGAAGAAGAGGAGGACGUUCCAAUGGCUCAGCGCAAGCGUUUUACUCGAGUGGAGAUGGCCAGAGUCCUCAUGGAACGUAACCAGUACAAAGAAAGACUGAUGGAGCUACAGGAAGCUGUCAGGUGGACAGAAAUGAUCAGAGCCUCAAGGGAACAUCCUGGAGAAUUACAGACAAAGAAGAAAUCUAGCGUCUGGAACUU